AUCAACGGAAAGAAGCAGAAAGAUGCAUCACUUUGGCAAAGAAUUGAUUAUUUCUCCGGAGCACCGACAUGUACCAUAGGAAACUUGCCUGAUGGUUGGCUCAACAGAACUUUUCAGUUAUACGGAUCGGUGAUGGAUCUGUAUUUUCUAAACUCUUCAGUGACUGAUGAUAAUGUCGACGCUCUUAGAGGUUUCCCAGUUAUAGACAAAUACACAAAUCAAGUAAAGAGUUCUAUUGUGUUGGUGAAGUGGAUGCCCCCUCUACAGGGACAGUGCCCAGUGCAUGCUUACAGCAUAUACUAUAAAAACAGCGCUAUCAAUUGGACGUCAACAUCGCCUCGAAUGCAACCAAAGAACUCAACCACGUACCAUCUUCAGCUUUUCUGUCGGACAGCAUACCAGAUUGCAAUGACAGCGUGGAAUUCAAACGGAGAGUCGUCUCUGAAGGACAGCAGGGUCUGGAAAGUAACCACUGGUGGAGACAAACCAAUUCCCCCUGUUAUCACCAACCUGGAAAUGUCUGCCUGUAUAGUCAAUCUUACAUGGACUGUGAGUGAAGAUGCUUUAUGUCCGCUCACCAAGUACACUAUUUACUACAGACACGAAAAAUCCUCUUGGAAUAAGAUUGAAAUUAAUAAAGUGUCAGUAACUAGCCAUCAGUGGUCAUUACGGUGCGACACACUGUAUGAGUUUGCAGUGUCUGCUUGGAAUGAUGUGGGUCAAAGCAACUUCUCAGCUACUUGGCGAAAAAAGACCCAAAUCGAUCCAGGUGAGACAGGUUUUAUGGGCUGGCCGAUAAUUGGUAUUAUCUUGGGAUGUAUCUCCGUGUUCCUAAUAAUUUUAGUGAUGUUCAGCUGCCACAGAAGAAAAAAGAUCAGAAGACUAAACACUGCGAGGAAAAAAAGGUCCAAGUCAGACAUCACUACUCUUCAAUAUUUGGAAGUUUGGCCUGAGCAGGUGACUUUGCUCGAAGAACUGGGCCGAGGAGCAUUUGGAAAAGUUCAUAAAGGAGUGCUAAGGGAAUCCCCAGGAGUGGAAGUUUUCUAUCACGACAUUCGAGAGAAGCGCGUGCCAUUCAAGGAGGGAAAAGUUAUUGCUGUUAAAGUUCUGAGUGCAUUGGCAAACGAACAAGAUAAAGAGCUUUUUUUGGAGGAAAUUGAUCUCAUGAAGCAGAUCGGCUGCCAUGUGAAUGUCCUUCGCAUGAUUGGUUUCUGGACCAGAUCUGAACCUUUCCUUCUGUUGUUGGAGUAUGUUCCAAAUGGAGAUUUGCUAACCUGGCUCAGGGAGAAGAGAUAUCAAAUAGACCCCGUGAAGUUCCCACAGCUUCAAAGCACUGAACGUCUGACAUCAAAUGUUUCUAAUGAAACUAAAGUAUCACAAGAAGAGCCAUCUGUUGGGAAAACCUCGAGUAACUUGGAGAAAAUACACGCAGAAGAAGAACGAUAUAAGAGUGAUCCAAAAGAAAUAACACAGAAUGAAAAAGAAAACGAUGAAAUCAGAUAUACAAAUGAUGACAAGGGAGAUGUUGAACCAAAAUAUUUGAAAGAGGAAAUUUUAGGAAAUAUAAAAGAGUUACCAAGUGAGAAAAUUGGCUUGGAACAAAAGGAGAGAGAAGAUAGUGGUUUGGAAUUGAAACCUCUCUUAAGGCAGGAGUGUCAUCAGCCUUGUGAUGCACCCAUAAAUGUAAACAGCGUGGUUGUCGACUUCCAAGAAAGCAGUUCUAAUGAUACCACUUACGAAGCAUCAGAUACGAUUGCUAAAGAUAUGCUUAGCUUUGCAUGGCAGAUAGCUCGAGGGAUGAGUUACCUAUCAGCUAUGGGAUUCAUUCAUCGAGAUUUGGCGGCUCGUAACAUUCUCGUUGGAGAAGAUAAACUUGUCAAAAUUGCUGAUUUCGGCUUGAUGCGCCACUCUGAUUUGUACAAGGUGGAAAGGCAGAAAAAGCUUCCAGUGAAAUGGAUGGCACCUGAAGCGCUAAAAGAUAGCAUCUACACCACAAGGAGCGAUGUUUGGUCCUAUGGCAUUCUUCUUUGGGAAAUAUCCACAUUAGGUGGUACACCGUAUCCAGGCAUCAAAAACAGCGAAUUAAGCAGUCUCCUCAAAACUGGAUAUCGUUUGGAAAGACCUCAGAGCUGCUCAGAGGAAUUGUUAGUCAUGAUCGCCUGGUAAUAUUGCAAGGGGUAUCGUCCAAGUUCUCAUUUCCACGCUUUUCAUCCGUGAUAAGAACGUGAAAGAAAAUCACUUGAAUGCUCAAUUUCGUUUGGUUAACUUGCACUCUCAAUCUCCAUCGGUUGGGAUGCAAAUCAUUUGUCAUGAGCCAGCAGGUACCAGUACACAAUUUGCUGAAGGAUGGAAGGAUCCAGAACAUUUCACAUUCUAUUGGCGUCUGCUGUGCCUCUCUCUGGAGCUCGUACCCGUAAGCGGAGGGGAGCGCAAAUUCCUCCGAUUCGUUUCUUACUUUAAAUCGAAGGUUUUAGCCUCAUACAAUCAUAAAUUAGCGAUAUCGUUGCCUUUUUCAGCUGAUUUUCUGUAAAAAAACUAAUAUUUUCAAUCUGAAGCUUUAGACUGUUUGUAAAAUGGACGAGUUUGCCUCUGAACUUAAAACGCGCCAGCUGUGAAGAGAGGCAAAUAUGUCGCGUUUCAUGUGGACGAUCAAUUAAAGGCCGUGCAGAGUAAAGCCAUCGGAUCCUUUACACGUCAUUGUUAGGCACAUAAAUCUCGACCUAUCUAAUAAAUUUUACUCAUUUUUUCUGUCAUAAAAGGCAUUGAUAAAAUAAAAUAUAUAUAUAAAGAUAGAAACGAUUUAGAGUAAUUCCAAAGCGUAUGCUUGAUCGAUGUUCUCAAAACUUUCUCAAAUUGGGCGUAGAACUUUGAUUCAAAGUAAAAAAGUGCUCCGUUUUCUCAACUUCACAUUAUUUAUUCAAACUCUUUCAAACCGAUUAUGAGUUGACAAGCUGCUUUGUACAAGCCAAUAUCUAUGAUUCAGCUAAUUAUAGAGACAAUAAAGGCUCCGUAUUGUCGAUUGAGGUAGAAUUCAAAUGAGGAAAUUCAAUUACAACCGAAAAUUUAGUAAAAAUUGCGGUGUCCCACCUCUGUGAUCAAUAGCUACAUUGAGUCAUUUCUUUUUCCUUGAGAACUCAAUCUCUCUGCUUAAGUGGGAUUUAGAGAACAGAUGUUCACGGUUGACCGUCGUUUUCACUUCUAUGUUGUGAAGUUUAUGGAAAGGCCAAAUUUUGUCUUUGGUCGUUUUCGUAGCCCGUUAAUUCUAUUCAUUCUCGAUUAACGUUGAUUAUUUUCCAAAGCUCUUCGGUUUAAGCGGAACAGUUACGUUUUUCAUGAAUGAAAGGAUGUUUGUCAUUAACUACCUUAGCACACUUCAUUAUGGUCUAACUGCACUUAUUACAUGGGCAGUAGAGGUUGUAUCUUUGUUCUCUACAAAGAAAAUACAUAACACAAGACCAUAAUCUCAAGGUGUACCGAUUUUCUUCGGUUGAUUAAGCUUUAGUCUGAAGUUCAUGUUCGAGUUUGACCGUGCCCAGUUGGUAACAGGUUCUGUUGUUGAUACAACUAUUUGACUAUUUCCCCUUGUGACAAAGAUCAUCCGUGAUGGACAUGGCAGAAACAGCUGCGAAAUCUCCGCCACUACACAAAGCAAAUAUUUUUUUUGUGUGUUUUCAAUCUACCUCGAAAAAACCAAUUGAAGAUUUGUUAUCCAUUGCAGCCAAGUAGCUAUGAUAGAAAUCUUUUGAUGACGAAGAAAACUCCAUGUCAUUCUUCGGUUAAAGCAAUUAAAAUAAUCCAUCAAGAAAAUGCCUCGAAGCGAGGGUGGAAAGUAAUUAAAGUUCUGAAAAAGGAAGUUCUACGUUAAAAGAUCACCCACUGAGACUAAAUAUGCUUGCAUUGUCACCGUUUGCUUUCUUUUCUGACCAAGUGCAAUAUUUUUAAAUCAGCGCUGCUUUCAUGAGCAUGUUCUCUUACAGUGAGGUUGAAUUUUAAAUUCUGUAGAUGAUAUCGGUCGUUACUUUUUUUCUUUUUUUUACCAGGUGGUACGCGAAAGUAUAUCUAGAGAAUGUGAUUGGGCCCUAACGGGCUCUCAGUGUAGUGUGACAAUCAAACCUGUAAAUCUCAGCUCUUUGUUGUAAAAACUCCAUUUCUGUUUACCAGAUAUCAACCCUUAUGGAAAGGUUAUUCAUUUUUGUCUCUGUAAGACAAAAAUUAAGGUUUUCGUUGUAGUUAUGUUGAGGUGUUCACUCACCAAAUAAACUUGGUACAAUAAAAAAUUAUUCCCCGA
Molecule: messenger RNA, 4288 nt
Organism: Pocillopora damicornis (cauliflower coral)
Lineage: Eukaryota; Metazoa; Cnidaria; Anthozoa; Scleractinia; Pocilloporidae
Biological process (GO): positive regulation of kinase activity; cell surface receptor protein tyrosine kinase signaling pathway; multicellular organism development
Cellular component (GO): signaling receptor complex; plasma membrane
Molecular function (GO): transmembrane receptor protein tyrosine kinase activity; ATP binding; protein binding
Source: RefSeq, a predicted model, not a curated record